Messenger RNA from Cucurbita pepo subsp. pepo (vegetable marrow), 1350 nucleotides. Its product is annotated as ribose-phosphate pyrophosphokinase 4. Gene Ontology annotation, biological process: purine nucleotide biosynthetic process; 5-phosphoribose 1-diphosphate biosynthetic process. Gene Ontology annotation, molecular function: magnesium ion binding. The record is from RefSeq and is a predicted model, not a curated record. Gene Ontology annotation, cellular component: ribose phosphate diphosphokinase complex; cytoplasm. Lineage: Eukaryota; Viridiplantae; Streptophyta; Magnoliopsida; Cucurbitales; Cucurbitaceae.
UUUUUUCUUUUUUUCUGGGCGAGAAAUGCGUUAUUCCAACUGGGAAACAGAUGGGUCCCACCAAUCAAAUUCUAUAUUUUCUUGCGCCGCUCUCUCUUUCUUUCUCGCUCUUUGUGCUUGGAGUGAAACCAACUUUCCGGCGGAGGUUUGAGGUUUGAGGUUUGAGGUGUGAGAAUCUAUGGCAAAUCCGGCGAAGAAGCACGUCUUUCUCUUCUACUGCGCGGAAUGCGAAGAACUUGCCCACAAAGUUGCUGCUCAAUCCGAUUCCAUCACUCUUCAAACCAUCAAAUGGAGGACGUUUGAUGAUGGUUUUCCAAAUAUUUAUAUCAACAAUGCUCAAGAUCUACGCGGGAAUCAUGUAGCAUUCCUUGCAUCUUUCAGCCACCCAGGAGCCAUCUUUGAACAGAUAUCAGUCAUAUACAAUCUCCCCAGGCUUUUUUCUGCUUCAUUCACCUUGGUAUUGCCCUUCUUUCCUACUGGCUCCUUUGAGCGAAUGGAAGAAGAAGGGGAUGUAGCAACAGCAUUUACCAUGGCCAGGAUCUUAUCAAAUAUCCCUAUUUCAAGAGGUGGCCCGACAAGCGUAGUUAUCUAUGAUAUUCAUGCCUUGCAGGAAAGGUUUUACUUUGGGGAUAAUGUUUUGCCUUUGUUUGAAACUGGAAUUCCACUCCUGAAGCAACGUCUGCGCCAACUUCCUGAUGCUGACAAUGUAGUUAUAGCAUUUCCAGAUGAUGGAGCUUGGAAACGAUUCCACAAGCAACUCGAUGGCUAUCCUGUGGUCAUCUGUACAAAAGUUCGGGAAGAAGACAAAAGGAUAGUGCGGAUCAAGGAAGGAGUCCCUGCUGGUUGUCACGUUGUUAUCGUUGAUGAUUUGGUACAAUCUGGAGGAACCUUGAUUGAGUGCCAGAAAGUUUUAGCAGCUCACGGUGCGGCCAAGGUUAGCGCAUAUGUUACUCAUGGUGUUUUCCCAAAGCAAUCAUGGAAUCGAUUCCUUCACAAGAAUGGUCUGGAGAUAGCGUUUUCUCACUUCUGGAUCACAGAUUCCUGCCCUCACACAGUCAAAGCCAUAGCAGAUAAAGCUCCUUUUGAAGUUCUGAGUCUAGCAGCUUCCAUUGCUGAUGCUUUGGUGAUUUGAAUACAUUACUUAUUGAUGUGACUUCAAUAUGAAGUGUAUCGACAAUAAUACUUGGGGGAAAAGAAAAGUGUUCCCUAUUGAGGCAUAGACUCUCGCAUAGACUCUCGCUUAAGAGAUUUGAGGUUCAAAUUCUCACCCAACAUGUUAUAUUGAAAACUAUGAAUUAAAAAUAAAAAUAAGGAGGCUGGUGGAAAUUUUCUUUCCUAUGACCUUUUUAA